Molecule: messenger RNA, 579 nt
Organism: Spodoptera litura
Lineage: Eukaryota; Metazoa; Arthropoda; Insecta; Lepidoptera; Noctuidae
Product: putative salivary secreted peptide
Source: RefSeq, a predicted model, not a curated record
AUUUCAAUAUUAUACUUACAACACCUUCUGAGGAAGCAACAGUGGGUAGUUCUUAACAGAAAUCAAAAUGAUGAAGAGCCUGAUUCUGGUUGCGGUGCUCGCCGCUCUAACUGUCUGCAAUGACGCAGCCACUCUCCAAAACCCCGCCUACAGAGCUAACCUCUACCAGGGAGCCAUCAGACCCGGCGACAGAGUACUCCACAGUAACUACUACAUCAAAAAUCCCAUUCCCAACGCUGUGCAGUACCAGGACAUCACAUAUCGUGGCAACUCCACCACUAGGAUCUCCUACAUCCAAGUCACUGAGGUCGGCUAUACCCAGUGGGGUAUCCCAUCCCUCAGGUCUGGUGGUGUCAACUUCAACCACGCUACCAUCAGGCUGACCUCCCAAAGAGGCUACGGCUACUACUACCGUGUUGAGAUCUGGGGUCGUUAAGACAGCCAUGGAUAUGAUGAUCUGGUCGAUAGACAACCUCAAAGACUUAACGGCAUGAACUAAGUAAUGAAGCGGGUAUUAUUGUGUACAUUAAAAAAAGUGAAUCUUAAAAAGUGUAAUAAAAUUAUGUAUGGCCUAACUCA